AGAAAAUGGCGACGGCGGGGAGCCGGACCUCGUCGUCAGGACCGUUGGACUCAAACGGCGGCGCAGACGGGGGAGACGCACUGCGGGGAAGCUCCAGCGUGCCCGGUCUGCCGAGCGGUCCCGGCAAGGCGAAGCGAAGCGCGGCGGAGAGUUCGCAAUGGAGACGUAGAGAGCUGCGGAAAGUGAGGAGUGUGGAUCUGGACGUAGCCGAGUCGCUGCUGCUGGCACCCGAGACCGGGGUAGCCCCCGCGGCGGCGCAGCUCCACUUCUCCUCCGUUUCCUCUCCCGGAGCGGUCCAGGCUGCUUUACUGCAGCAGAGUCACCGCGUCCAGCACAGCAGCUCACUGACUGAACACCCUCUCACUGACAAGGCGAGCAAUAGUUUGGCCACUGCUGCUCAGGAAUUGUUGAAAAGUUCGUUUAAAAACGGCAGCGACCAACUCAGCGCUGAUAAUGGUGCUACCGGAACUUCAAUGGAAGUGAAUGCUAGCCAGCAUAGUCGUGACAUGGAAAAUAAGGAGACACUGCGUGGGCUGCAGAAAAUGGAGGAUCGGCCGGAGGAGAGAAUGAUCCGUGAGAAGCUCAAGGCCACCUGUAUGCCCACCUGGAAACAUGAGUGGCUGGAGAGGAGGAACAGGAGAGGCCCUGUGGUGGUAAAGCCCAUCCCCCUUCGGCCGGAUGGAAGUGAGGCUGGUCGGCAGGGUCUUGAAGCCGGCAGCGACAGCAUGAGCUCCUCUUCCUCUCUGAGCAGGGGUCGCCGCAGCCCCUCCCCUGGACCCUCCUCGUCCUCUGCUUCCUCCACCUCCUUAUCCACCAAAAUCGGCAGCAAACCGGAGUCUCCGGGCGUUCGCAGGAAGAGGGCAUCCCCAGUCCCUUUUCAGAGCGGCAGGGUAACACCCCCUCGUCGAGCUCCAUCACCAGAUGGCUUCUCACCUUACAGCCCAGAAGAGACCAAUCGCAGGGUCAAUAAAGUCAUGAGGGCCCGUCUCUACCUGCUCCAGCAAAUAGGACCCAAUUCUUUCUUGAUCGGAGGAGAUAGCCCUGACAACAAAUAUCGUGUGUUUAUUGGUCCUCAGACCUGCAGCUGUGGUCGAGGGGCCUUCUGCAUCCAUGUUCUUUUCGUCAUGUUGAGAGUCUUCCAGCUGGAGUCCUCAGACCCACUGCUCUGGAGAAAGACCCUCAAAAACUUUGAGGUGGAGAGCUUGUUUCAGAAGUACCACAAUCGGCGAAGCUCACGGAUCAAAGCCCCCUCUCGCAACACCAUCCAGAAGUUUGUUUCCCGCCUGUCCAACUCCCACACCAACUGCACCUCCAGCUCCUCACCAUCCAGCAACGAGAGCAGUAUGAAGGACGAGGAAGAGCAGAUGUGUCCAAUCUGUCUGCUGGACAUGCUGGAUGAGGAGAGUCUAACUGUGUGUGAGGAAGGAUGCAGGAAUAAGCUGCACCAUCACUGCAUGUCCAUAUGGGCAGAAGAAUGUCGAAGAAACCAUGAACCCUUAAUCUGCCCUCUGUGUAGGGCCAAGUGGAAGUCCCAUGACUUUUACAGUCAUGAACCAGCAUCUACAGUGGAGAGCUCCACAAGUCGCUCCCAAAGCCAGGUAACUUCAUCCACCGCUUCCUCAUCCCCCCACGCUGAAGGCCAGAGAGCAGCCCAUGAGGGAGAUUUCUCCCUGCCCCACUAUGGAGUGCAGCAGAUCCCUCAGUCAUACAAAGAGCUGGCUGAGCCUUGGAUCAAGGUGUUUGGUAUGGAGCUGGUGGGGUGUCUCUUCUCUCGAAACUGGAAUAUCAGAGAGAUGGCCUUGAGACGGCUAUCGCAUGACGUGAGCGGCGCUCUGCUGCUGGCCAAUGGUGAGCGCUCAAUGGCAAGCGGAGGUGCUGGAGCAGGGGCGGGGCUUGGAGCAGCAGGAAGUGAGAUCUCAGGGGAUGUGGUGGUUGAAUCCUGCUGCAGUGUGCUCUCCAUGGUCUGUGCAGACCCUGUCUACAAAGUCUACGUGGCUGCAUUGAAAACACUGCGGGCCAUGCUGGUCUACACGCCAUGCCACUCUCUGUCGGAGCGCAGUCGCCUCCAGCAGCUGCUCCGGCCUGUUGUGGAGACCAUCUUGGUCAAAUGUGCCGAUGCCAACAGUCGCACCAGCCAGCUAUCUGUGUCCACACUUCUGGAGCUCUGUAAAGGGCAGAUAGGAGAGCUGGCUGUUGGCAGAGAGAUUCUUAAAGCAGGAUCCAUUGGUAUAGGUGGGGUGGACUAUGUGCUGAAUUGUAUCCUGGGCUCGCAGACCGAGGCCAAUAACUGGCAGGCUCUGCUGGGCCGCCUCUGUCUAAUCGACAGACUGCUGCUGGAGUUCCCAGCCGAAUUCUACCCUCAUAUUGUCUCAGCAUCAGACUGUGGACAGCCCCAGAAUCAGGUGGAGAGGUACAGGACUUCCCCAUCUAAAUAUCAACAUCUGUCUGUUCUGAUGGAUACAGCAUUAAGGUGCCCUGUUACAAUGUACCAGAAGCUGCUGCCUCUGCUGAGCUUUGCGCUGCAGUCCAUCGAUAACUCUCACUCCAUGGUGGGGAAGCUCUCUCGUCGUGUAUUCCUAAGCGCCGCCAGAAUGGUGGCCCGCGUGCCUCACAUCUUUGUCAAAUUGCUGGACAUGCUGAGCGUCACCAGCUCCACCCACUAUGCCCGUAUGCGCCGCCGUCUGCUGGCCAUUGCGGAGGAGAUGGACAUUCUGGAAGCUAUCCACCUAGGCCUGGAGGAUGUGCAGAUGGCUUCUGGCCAGCACCAGCACUGUGAGGCCUUUCUGGAACCUUCAGCACCUCACAACUCACCCAUUUCCACAGAGAGAAACUCACCCACACUUGGGCUGCAGCACCCUGGCACGACAGGGCGAGUAGGUGUGGCCGGUGCCAAACCUGCAGAUGAAAUCGCAGAGAGGCUAGCAGCUAUGACUACUACCACCAGCCAUGCUGACCAACCAAAGCCACCAGUCCAGCUCCGCUCUAGACCCGUGAGCCAGUGUCUUAAUUCGCCCUCCUCCAGCCAAGCACCCACCUUGCCCUCUCCUUCCACGUCCCAUGCCCCAGCUUUCCCACCAGACAACCCCAAAGCCCGGCCACAAAGUUUUGUUCUUGGCAAGUUCACACAAUCUUCCCCUGGUGCCCAGCGCAAGUUCCCUAUACAGAAGGGAGCUGGUGGGGCCAGUAAGGACCUAGAAAAGUUACCUUCACCCGUGUUCUCCCAAGCAAGGCCACUGCCAUCCACUCAGAUCCACCGCCCCAGACCCUCUAGACCCUCCCCUUCCACCUCUUCUGAUGGCACUAAAGCACUGUGCCUUGGAGCCAAGAGCAAUAUGAAGCUUGAGCUUCAGGACCACCAGUCAGCAGACAGUCCUGGUUCUGUGUUCAUCCCCAGUGAUGAUGCAGUCUUCACACCCGUGGAAGAGAAGUUCCGUGGCCUAGACGCUUCAGCUGAGCUCAACUCUAGCAUGGAGGAUCUUCUGGAAGCUUCCAUGCCAGCAGCGGACAGCACCGUGACCUUCCAGUCAGAGGUGGCUGUGCUGUCUCCUGAGCAGCCUGGCACCAGUGAUGACACCUACAAUGAAGACAUGACUCAGAACCAGAAGUGCAAGGAGAAGAUGGAAGCUGAGGAGGAGGAGGCACUGGCCGUAGUCAUGGCAAUGUCUGAGUCUCAAGAUGCCCUGCCCGUCAUCCCACAGCUGCAGGUGGACAAGGGAGAGGACGUCAUCAUCAUUCAGGUGGAUACCCCAGAGACACUACCUGGUCAUACCAAAGCGAAACAACCCUACCGUGAGGGUCUGGAGUGGCUAAAAGGUCAGCAAAUCGGCCUGGGAGCAUUCUCCUCCUGCUACCAGGCACAGGACGUUGGCACUGGAACACUGAUGGCUGUGAAACAGGUGACGUAUGUGCGGAAUACCUCCUCAGAGCAGGAGGAGGUGGUGGAAGCUCUGCGGGAGGAGAUCCGGAUGAUGGGUCAUCUCAACCACCCCAACAUCAUCCGCAUGCUGGGUGCAACGUGUGAGAAGAACAAUUACAACCUGUUUGUGGAGUGGAUGGCAGGUGGCUCCGUAUCUCAUCUCCUGAACAAGUAUGGGGCCUUUAAGGAAGGCGUGAUUAUCAACUACACAGAGCAGCUACUCAGAGGCCUGGCCUACCUCCAUGAGAACCAGAUCAUCCACCGUGACAUCAAAGGUGCCAACCUGCUGAUUGACAGCACAGGCCAGAGGCUGCGGAUAGCUGACUUUGGCGCGGCAGCCAGGCUGGCCUCCAAGGGCACGGGUGCAGGCGAGUUCCAGGGCCAGCUCCUGGGAACCAUCGCCUUCAUGGCCCCCGAAGUGCUGAGAGGGCAGCAAUAUGGCCGUAGCUGUGACGUUUGGAGUGUGGGCUGUGCCAUCAUUGAGAUGUCUUGUGCAAAGCCCCCUUGGAAUGCUGAAAAACACUCCAACCACCUGGCCCUCAUCUUCAAGAUUGCCAGUGCCACCACAGCACCCACCAUCCCCCCGCACCUGUCCCCAGGCCUGAGGGACGUCACCCUGCGCUGCCUGGAACUACAGCCUGCUGACCGGCCCCCUUCCAGGGAGCUGCUCAAACACCCCAUCUUCCGCCUCAGCUGGUAACCCCAUGCAACCCCGCCAACGUAAUACUACUACUAUUACUAUUACUACUGAAGGGCCUGUGUGGCCUGUACCCCCUCACUGCUGUCAUCUCCUCAGCACUAGCACUAGCUCAGCCACACACAUACUCUCACAGUGGGGUCCUUACUGCUGUAGCCUCAGCACAUGAUGCAAGAACAGCCCACCGUAAGCCUCCUCUACCCUGCGAGUGCCUUUACGACAGUGCCAUGUCCCAAUACGACAAUGCCAUGUUCAUUAUAUUCUGUUUCUGUCAAGGCGAGUCCCUGUGCUAGGUGGUGAACUCUUCUUCUUGCACUUUUAUGUUGAUAAUUUCCAUCACAGAAAGGUGCUGAAGAGCUUUUAGCGUCAAACUUUUUGUAAGCAGUCAUUUCAGUUGGUUUAAGAUUCCAGACGUUUGAGAACAAGAGUUUAAAGGUUCAAAGUAAUGAUGUCUGUUAUUAACUGGUAUGUUUUUUUUUUGUUUGUUUGUUUUUUUUUUCACUUUUAAGUGACUUUGUAUUUGUGCAUUUUACUGUUGGGCCAUCAUGUUUUUCCAUACAAUGUACAACACCAUGAACGGGUUUCAGGGAAAGGUAAUUUUGAAACUUGGCUAGUUCAGCUAGCAUAAUGCUGAAUGUGAAUGAUUAUAAUGCCGGUAUUUGUCUAAAUGUUUUUAUUUUCUCCAAAUCUCAAUGGAAAUCCCAUGUGUAAAUGUAUAAUUUUUACAUAUUGAGGAGUUAAGGAUACAUUUUUUUAGCUUUCUGCGUUUAACUUUGAUUCAGUUUUGGGAUCUCCGUUAAAGCGGUCAUAAAGGCUUUAAAGGAAAGUUUCAAAACGACGUCCCAGUUGAACACCCUCACUGAUCUCUUAACUCGUGAUGUUACUUUAAAGAAAAGUCAUUUUGCGGUUCGUUUUUUUUUUUUGCCUUUUCUGUUGGACAUUAUCAGUAUGAGCCUUCAGCUAAAGCUGUCAUUUUAUUAAGAAACAUCUUUUGACUAUUUUUUUCCUCAUCAGCCGUGUUCUUGGUGCUUGUUCAGUCAUCAUGCUAAUUAUCUGAUUUAUGUUUUUGGUUUUAUUUAAUUCAGUGGUUCUUAAAGAAAAUCUCCAGUACGUGUUUUGAAAGGAUCAGUGUCCACCUGAGCAUUUCUGGUUCCAUCUCAUGGUGUUCUUUUUCUUUGUAAUGAAUUUGAAUGCUGUUGAACAUUUUGGUGGAGGGAUAUUACUGAGCUUAUGCCUUUCCUUCUCAUAAAUGUUGUUAUAUUUGGAAGUAAAUCUGCUCCUUUCUUUUGGAGUAGAAAUGUUGAGCAUGUUAAUCGUAUGAACUGUAACUCUUCAAGUGUUGGUGUUGUAGUUGUAGUCAAAGGAUGAUGAGGAUCAUUUUUGAAAAAUCCAAAACAUUUGCAAAAUAUGCAUUACAGUGCUAAUGUCAGAACUCCCUUCACUCGGUUCGAGUGAAGUGACCUCGAGAAUUUGUGACAAUUUAAAGAUUAUUUUUAAAAGAGAAAUGAAACUUUAUUUAAUGCGAGUCCUAUUUUCAUGUGGAGUACAAGCUGAUCAAGCUUGAAGAGUUAAGAUGUAAAUAUAUAUGAAUUUUUUGGUAGCUAAAUUUAUUUUACUUGACUCCUGUAUUUUUAUACCACACUUUUUUUUCCACAAAUACAUAUUUUUGUUCCUGCUUUGGAUUUAUUUGACUUUUAUCUUUCUUUUCAAUGUCUUUAUAAAAGCUUUAAAGUUAUGCACUCUUUGUCUUUUUAUAUACUGGAAAAAAUCAGUUUCAGUCAAAUUCAUAAAAGCUAAUCAGUAUUACUUAAAUAUGUCAUGCCUGUAAUUCGAACUUGAGGUUCUUCAGUUUUCUUCCUUCUGUUCUGUAUUUUAUUUUAUGCUUUUCAUUGUAAUCAUUUGCCCUUUUUUGGAUCAGAGCUGGACUGAAAGUGUGUGAAAUAAUGCUGUUUCUUGUAACUUGGUACUCUCCACCCCCCCCCACCCCACCCCCCUUCUCUUACUCCUGUUCCUCCUUCUCCUCCUCCACCUCCUCCUUGUUUUUGUGUUGUUUUUUUUCCUUUGGUUAAAAUAAGUCUAUUGCUGUUUUAUUCCAGUCUCUACUACCUCAGGUGUCCUAUAGAGUUUCCUCUACCAAAGUUCACUUUCUCAAUAUAUAAUUAUAUAUAUAAAUAUAUAUUCUUUUUGACUGUUAUUUGUUUUUUUUUUUAUCUCUUUUUCAAAGAUUUCCAGGGCUUAAGGGCUAACUUGUAUUAGCACCUUUUUAUUGUGCAAAUAAACUCAUGAAAUCUCUGGGUUAAGAAAAAAAUGAAAAUUGGCUUAAGCUGUAUCUUUUAAUCUUAAGUAUAUUGAAAUGUUUUAAUUAUUAAAGUUUUUACCCCAAUUGAAGCAUUUUAUAACAAAUUUGACUUAUUUUGGUGUUCGUCUUUUAGUAAAUAAAAAACGGGAAAAUGGUUUCA
Messenger RNA from Colossoma macropomum (tambaqui), 7072 nucleotides. RefSeq names its product mitogen-activated protein kinase kinase kinase 1, E3 ubiquitin protein ligase (gene map3k1). Gene Ontology annotation, molecular function: protein serine/threonine kinase activity; ATP binding; zinc ion binding. The coding region runs from base 6 to 4616 and encodes 1536 amino acids. The transcript is spliced from 20 exons. Lineage: Eukaryota; Metazoa; Chordata; Actinopteri; Characiformes; Serrasalmidae. Gene Ontology annotation, biological process: protein phosphorylation. The record is from RefSeq and is a predicted model, not a curated record. Gene Ontology annotation, cellular component: cytoplasm.